Molecule: messenger RNA, 5396 nt
Organism: Puntigrus tetrazona (Sumatra barb)
Lineage: Eukaryota; Metazoa; Chordata; Actinopteri; Cypriniformes; Cyprinidae
Product: protein-methionine sulfoxide oxidase mical3a-like
Exons: 27
Coding region: 128-5056 (1642 amino acids)
Molecular function (GO): protein binding; FAD binding
Source: RefSeq, a predicted model, not a curated record
UCCAUAUCUCUCUUUUUUCAUUCAGGGUGAAAAUGACCUAUGGCGGAAGUUGAAGCGCAAACAAAGAGACUCUGAGUAAGCUGGACGGGGCCUGUCCCAUAAUCCCCGCUUGUCGGGUCAAGGGACCAUGGGAGAUGGAGGCGUCAAUGCGGUGGGAGAAGGGGUGAAUCAGUCCCACAUGCUCUUUGACCGCUUCGUUCAGGCCACCACCUGCAAAGGCACUCUCAAGGCUUUUCAAGAGCUUUGUGACUUCCUGGAACUCAAGCCCAAUGAAUACCGUGUGUUCUACCACAAACUCAAGUCCAAGCUCAACUACUGGAAAGCCAAAGCUCUCUGGGCCAAGUUAGACAAGCGCGCCAGCCACAAAGAAUACAAAAAAGGAAGGGCCUGUGCCAACACCAAAUGUCUGAUCAUUGGAGCUGGACCAUGUGGUUUGCGUACAGCCAUAGAGCUGGGCUUCCUUGGAGCCAAGGUGGUUUUGUUGGAGAAGAGAGAUGCAUUCUCCCGAAACAACGUGCUCCAUCUUUGGCCUUUCACCAUUCAGGAUCUGAGGGGUCUUGGAGCCAAGAAGUUCUACGGCAAGUUUUGUGCUGGAGCCAUCGACCAUAUCAGUAUUCGUCAGUUGCAGCUGAUGCUUUUGAAGGUAGCUCUUCUUCUUGGCAUAGAGAUUCAUGUUAACGUGGAGUUCAAAGGCCUCAUUGAACCACCAGAAGACCAAGAGAAUGAGAGAAUUGGGUGGAGAGCCGAGGUCCACCCCAGAACACAUCCAGUCAAUGAGCUAGAGUUCGACGUCAUAAUUGGGGCUGAUGGGAGGAGAAACACGCUGUCAGGGUUCAGGAGGAAGGAGUUUAGGGGCAAAUUAGCUAUUGCUAUCACAGCUAACUUCAUUAACCGCAACACGACUGCAGAAGCAAAGGUGGAGGAGAUCAGUGGAGUAGCAUUCAUCUUCAACCAGAAGUUCUUCCAGGACCUUAGAGAAGCCACAGGAAUUGACCUGGAAAACAUUGUCUACUAUAAGGAUGACACGCACUACUUUGUAAUGACUGCCAAAAAGCAGAGCCUGCUGGAGAAGGGCGUCAUUCUACAUGACUAUGCCGACACUGAAAUGCUGCUCUCCAGGGCUAAUGUUGACCAAAAGGCACUGCUGUCCUAUGCCAGAGAAGCAGCAGAUUUCUCUACCAACCAUCAGCUUCCUAAGCUGGACUUUGCCAUCAACCAUUACGGCCAACCUGAUGUCGCCAUGUUUGACUUCACCUGUAUGUACGCCUCAGAGAACGCUGCGCUUGUCCGUCAGCGCAACGGCCAUAAGCUGCUAGUAGCCCUGGUCGGGGACAGCCUUCUAGAGCCAUUCUGGCCGAUGGGUACUGGAAUAGCAAGAGGCUUCUUGGCAGCCAUGGAUGCAGCGUGGAUGGUGCGGUGUUGGGCUCAUGGAAGCUCUCCUUUGGAGGUUCUGGCUGAGCGGGAAAGUAUCUAUCGACUGCUGCCUCAGACGACACCAGAGAAUGUGAGCAAGAACUUUAGCCAGUACAGUGUGGACCCGACUACACGGUACCCCAACAUCAGCCUUCACCAAGUGAGACCCAACCAGGUACGGCAUCUGUUAGACACCGGAGAAACCAGGGAUUUGCGUGUGGACAUGGAGAAUGUAGUCAACUCUUCGACUCCUAAACUCACAAGAAAUGAGUCCAUCGUGCGCUCCAGUAAGCUGCUGAACUGGUGUCAAAGGCAGACGGAGGGAUACAGAGGUGUCAGCGUGUCUGAUCUCACCAUGUCCUGGAAGAGCGGCUUGGCCCUGUGUGCGCUCAUCCACCGAUACAGACCAGACCUCAUUGAUUUUGACUCACUGGAUGAGAAAGACAUGGAGAAGAACAACCAGUUGGGUUUUGACGUGGCUGAAAAAGAGUUUGGAAUUUCUCCCAUCAUGACCGGGAAGGAGAUGUCUGUUGUGGUGGAGCCUGACAAGCUCUCCAUGGUGAUGUACCUCAGCCAGUUCUACGAGAUGUUCAAGGACACUGUGCCCCCUGGUGAAAACCACAAUCUGAGCCCGGAGGAGAAGGCUGCGUUGAUUGCCAGCACCAAAUCACCCAUCUCCUUCCUGAGUAAACUGGGUCAAAGCAUCGCCAUCUCCCGCAAACGAAACCCCAAGGAUAAAAAAGAAAAAGAACUGGAUGGGCUGGGGAAAAGACGAAAGACCAGCCAGGCUGGACAAUCAGAGGAUGAAGAGCUGCAGAGGGUUAAUCGAGACGACAGGCCUUCUAUAGCUACAGCUCUGGCAGAACGUAAAAUUGAUUCGGCUGCGGCUGCAAACAACAACAACAAAGUGAAGUCGAUGGCCACACAGCUGCUAGCAAAGUUUGAGGAGAACGCCCCGACACAGUCCACAGGACUCAAAAGACAGGGCUCUCAGAAGGAGUUUCCUGUGAACAUGGGAGGCAGCGAUGUGUGUUAUUUCUGCAGCCGUCGCGUUUAUGUCAUGGAAAGGCUGAGCGCAGAGGGAAAGUUCUUCCACAGGAGCUGCUUCCAGUGCGAUCACUGCAGCACCACAUUACGCCUCUCUAACUACGCUUACGACCAGCUACAUGGGAAGUUUUACUGUAAGCACCACUUCAGCUACAGAAUGACCAGCGUGGCUCAGAGAAAGAGACCGGCCCUUCCUGUGGCCCCUCGACCUACUCAGGCUCCCCCUGCUCCAUCCUCGGCUUCUACGUCUUUGUCCUCUUUAGGAUCAGUGGGCACAGCGACCCCACCAGACUCUUGGUCCUCCAGCACCCACCCAGACAUUGUAUCCAGCCUGGCCAAGAGACUGUGUGGUACACCAGAACGCAUUGAGCUGGAGAACUACAAACCCUGCCCAAAACAACAGGACAGCCCACUGCAAGAGGUUCCAGAGGAGACGCUUGCACAGCACAACCUCAGUGCUAGCCUACAGGAGAAAAACACAGAGGAGCAGUCCAGCUCUGAGUCAGACCUAGAGGAGGAGGAGCUUGCCUGGAAGAAGGAGGAGGGGCCGAACAUCAGGACCAAUGGAGAGAGUGAGUUAGAUCUGGGGGAGGAGCUAAAGGAGGAAGAGGGAGAUGAGAACCACGAAAAACAAGGAGAGGAGGGGGAGGAUGAUGAGGAGGAGGAGGAGGAAGAAGGAGAAGUUUCAGAAGAAGAACAAGACAAGGGAGAGUCUAGUGAUGAGGGUGAGUACUGCCCUUGGGAGAGGGAACGGCUCUCAGGGGUGUGGCUUGAGGAAGAGGAGGCUGGGUUUGUUAAAGAGUCUUAUGAAGAAUACAGUGACAACACAGAUAUAGACACCAGCUCAGUGAGAGACUCCAAACCAUGUGACCAACAGGCAGAAGAAGAGUCCGUUUCAUUGCAACAGUCAUCUACAGAGCCCCGACCAUCCUUGAAACCGCCAGAAUCAAAUCCCACACCUGAGCUGUCGUCAAAUCUAGAGAGUCCACCAAUCAAGAGGUCAGAGGUUGUAGAGGAGUUCUGGCUGAAGAGUGCUGAGAUCAGGAAGAGUUUAGGCCUGGAACCUCUGUCUAGAGAAUGUGACCCCAAGCAUACAGCAACCCAAACAUCUAAUGUUAAAGAGAGCUUCUACACCUCAGUCGCCUACAUACCGUCCUGCAAUACUAGUUUUACCAACCAAACGGCAAGAAACUGUGACUCCAGCACACAAACUCCAUCUCAAAGCACGUCCCCGCCUGAACCAUCUCACACUAUGGAUGGCGAUACAGGUGUCGCUUUAGAAGACACAAUAGGCCGCUGUUCUGUAAUCCACAGACUGAGCAUCACAGUAGAAGGUUGCGUGAUGGGUGACAAGUUGGAUUUGGACCUCAACUCCACCUCAUUUGGAAAUGAAAACGUUUUAAACUCAGACGCAGGUCUUCCUACUCCUCCGUACAGCCCGUCUAAUUCCCCUCUUGUCGGCAAGCAAUGUCGUGCCCUUCACCAUUCUGAACCCAUACUGGACCGAGAGGUUAUGGUCUUCUCAUCGACCUGCCCUACUCCUGUUCCACAGCGAGACUGUUUUAAACCUGAGCUCGAUCAAGCUCAUAGUCUUCCUCCGGAUGAAAUUGAGAUCCUGUGCGGAAACGAGGCCGAAGGGGCAUCCAGACUGCCGGAAAGAUCUGGUGUCACAGAGCCCGAAGGCCAGACGGACAACCGUAGGCUGGAAUACAGGCGGACGCUUCCUGACCGGUUGGUUGCUCCGCUGCUGGCAGGAGGACCUGAAGUCCGGCUUCGAAGGUCAGAAAUGAAACUGUGGGGGGCAGACAACGGCAUGGAGGAGAAGGAGAAAAAGCGCAACUCCCUGUUCUCACCCCGUAAAAGCAGGAAGAGCAUGAACGCAGGAGCUGAGGCCCAGCGGGAGCCAGGAAAGCACAAAUCCCUCUGGAAGACUGUUUUUUCGGUGUAUAAGAAGGACAAAAAGAGGAAAGAGUCUGUGAUGGUGGCGGAAACUCUACCUGCUGCAACUAACACAGAGAGCAAGCGGAAAGUGUCAGGAAUCAACAGAACAUCAGACCUGUGCUUCCGGAAAAAUCCCAGUUUCUCUGAAGACACAGACUUGUCCUGCCAUGCUCUUCUAGAUAGAUGUCCUCUCAGAGCUCAGAGAGCGGAAACGGAGGAGGAACUCAACGCCAAGCUAACACGCAGGGUGCAGAGAGCAGCACGGAGACAGGCCAAGCAGGAGGAGCUCCGGAGGCUGCACAGGGCACAGAUAAUCCAGCGUCAGUUGGAGCAGGUGGAGGUCAAGCAGAGGCAGCUGGAGGAGAAGGGUGUAGCUGUGGAGAAAGCACUCAGAGGCGAAGCAGACUUCUGGGAAGACUCUAGUACAUCAAACCUUUUGGACGUACAUCUGGGUGUCGAGCCCUUUCUAGGUUCCCCUCGUAGAAGACCUGUCUAUCUCUGUCCUUGCUGUUCCUCAGAAGCCAAAGCUAAAGGGACAGAGCACGAUCAUUCAGUUUAUGUCUGUACAGUCUUUUUUCUUUAUGUAGUGCAAGAGCCUCCACUUCACCAGCUAAGUACGUUAGUCUCUCUUGUAAUCUCUAAUUUUGUUCUGUAACCUUUCACAAUGAAGCUGCAUGGGCAUGGCAGGUUAUUGGCUGUCAGUACAUCUAAAAUGUCAUAUCCUGUCUUAUUUGGGAACUGACACCGCGUGUACGUGUGCUGUUUGUUUUUGUCUGCUUGCACGUUUUGAUCAAUUUAUAUACACUACUUUUCAAAAGUUUGGUGUCAGUAAGAUUUUUUUCAGCAAGGCAUGCAUUGGACUGAUCUUAAGCAACAGUACAGACGCAAAAGGUCAAAAAAUGAAAAAAUCUUCCACAGUUUCCAUAAAAAUAUGAAGUAGCACAGCCGUUUUCAACAUAAUAAAUGUUUCUUGAGCACCAAAUCAGCAAAUUAGA